AUGAGUAACGAUGAGAUUGAACAGCGCUGCACUGUGCUACGACAGGAACUGAAGGUCUGGGAAAAGAAGUUCGCCGCCGAAAACAAUGGUCGGAAGGCGGGACGCGAUGAUAUCAAGGCCAAUGCCGAGAUCUCACAAAUGUACAAGGAGUACAACAAGCUACGAGUACGGUUAUCCAGCAAAGCCGCGCCGCAGACCCCCUCGAAGCGCGCCCCAAGCCGAAAAGCGAGCCUCGAUGUCCAACGCACACCAAAAGCCGCGCCCAAGCCCAAUCUUUCCACGCCGAUGAAGAGGAAGAGGGAGGAUGAAGAUACACUGGAGAACGUGGAUUACGCAGCCGAGCUGCUCUCCCCACAAGGACCUUCCGUCAUAGGACCCACGCCUCAGCGCGAUGGCAUAGUGCUAGGUCUCUUCGACCAGCUCCCGUUCGCGCAAGGCACCCCGAGCAAACCGCGGACUGUACUAGGAGAUGUAGGAUUGAAUGUUCCACAAACACCGAGUAGGAGACUACAAGAUGCAGCAAGCGAGACGUCGCUAGAGUCAAGAGCACGGGGGGAGCGGACACCACUGUCAGCCGGAAAGCGAUUCCUCCUGAAUCAGUUUGUCACACCGAAAAAGAGGAGGUUAGACGAGCAGGGUACACCUUCGUCUACGACUCGAGGCCUUGCUACACCUGCAUUCCUGAAGAGGGACAACGUCUUGAGCGCUAUCGACGAGGUGGAGGAGCCCAUAUCACGUCCUGCGCCCUGGAUGCGCCGCGGCCUGGGACGCAGUUUGAGUUCCAUGAUACAAGCGAUGAGGAAAGACGAGGAGGACCAACUAGACGAGGAAGCGGAUAUUAUGCGCGAACUGGAAAUGGAGGAAGAAGGCAUCGCCGUACCGAAGAAGUCUAGAGCGCCGCAGAUCUUGAUCGAAGAUAGCCAGGCGGCAAUGCCCCUAGGCCCGGACCGAGGCCUUGAGUCUGAUGAAGACAGCGACGAAGAGCCAGAACUUGGUCGUGACGGCAAGCCGCGAAAGGCUUGGAAGAAGAAGGGCUUGAAGAGGCAGACACGGCGAGUGAUAAUGCGUCCGAACGUCGUAAAGCCCAAACCAAUACCAGCCGUACAGACACAUGACGAAUUAGACGAGGAGCAAGCAGCCGUCCCUGAAACACAAGUACCAGCAGACAUAGCAGACGAGUUUGGUUCUGAUCUGGAUGGAGACUCCGACUACGCGAGUGACGCUUCACAUACCCCGAGGAGACGGAAAGUGCCAGCAAAGAAACCAGAGCAAGCAAAGGAGAAGCCGGUCAAAGAGGGCGUCCUGAAGACGGCGGCCCGAAAGAUCAAGGCUACGGCAAAUGCCAAUUAUCGGAGACUCAACAUCAAGGGCAAGGCAGCGACUGGUGGAGGUGGAAAGGGAAAGUUUGGGAGAAGAAGAUAA
Molecule: messenger RNA, 1422 nt
Organism: Alternaria triticimaculans
Lineage: Eukaryota; Fungi; Ascomycota; Dothideomycetes; Pleosporales; Pleosporaceae
Gene: SLD2
Product: DNA replication regulator sld2
Exons: 3
Coding region: 1-1422 (473 amino acids)
Biological process (GO): double-strand break repair via break-induced replication; mitotic DNA replication preinitiation complex assembly; DNA replication
Cellular component (GO): DNA replication preinitiation complex
Molecular function (GO): DNA replication origin binding; single-stranded DNA binding
Source: RefSeq, a predicted model, not a curated record